AUGGUGCAUGAGUGUGGCCCUUAUUUCAUCAGGAACCUGCUGUUGUCCUCAGCCUUUUCUCCCUCUUUCUGUUUUGCCUCCCUACUCUUCCACCACACAGCCCUGCUCCUCUUCUUUUUCCUGAUUAAGGACUCUCUGGUCCAGGAGCUGCAGCAGAAGGCUGAGGAGACUGAGCUGCACCAGAUGGAGCUGCAGAUGCUGGAGACAGAGAGGGCUCAUCUGUCCCUGGUGGAGGAGAAACUUGUGGACAUUCUGCAGCUCCUCCAGCAGCUCAGGGACCUGAACAUCUCACAGAGGUCUCUGGGGAAAGUCUUGCUGCUGAGCACUUUGGAGUCUUGCAGUGACCCCAAACAUGGGAAAGCCCACAUUCUAGAGGUGCUCAACGCUCUCUAUCAUGAACUGGCUGCCUGUGAGAUUCUGUCCACUGGGGGACCUUUGGAGCGAACACAGAGUCAGCAGUCUCUGAAUGCCCUCAUCAUCUCCUGUUAAACAAGACUGCCUCCUGCUGGGCCACUGCUGUUCCAACAGACUUUCCAGAACUCCAGAACAACAGGCUGAUUCAUGUGCAUAGUGUAUUAUAUAUGAAUUUGUAUUCUCCUCAAACUGUAUUAGUUAUAAGGGGAUAUUAGUCUAGAAUGUUCAAUUUUGUAGUGAAGGGCUUUAUUACAUUUACAAGAAAUUCUUACUUAUACAUGCUUUACCAGCUUUUAUUGCACACAGCUCUUACAUAAUCUAUGGAUUUUUUUCCCACAACAGAGUUCUGAAAGUGAAAACGUUGAAAUAAGCUAACUAUAAAGAUGCAUGCCUAUGAAAAUGAUAGCAUCUUGACCACAUUUUGAGAACACAGUUGGUAUACUUUGCGACUCUUGAUUCCUUGGUAUUGUUUAAUGGUGUAUUGAGCAAUGUUGGGACCAGCACUCUCAGUGUGUUUAUCCACGCCUUAAUUCUGGAGAUGCAUCUGCACAGUACACCCAGUGAGACAGAGACAACCAUGCAGCACAUCUAAGAUUUGUUCAUACAAGCAAAAAGAUUACUUGUCCAACUAAAUUCUCAUUCUAAAGGACAAAACUUGUUCAUAUGAGUUGGAUCUGUUGGCUUGGUCUCGAAUUGAAUGCCUUGA
Molecule: messenger RNA, 1120 nt
Organism: Monopterus albus (swamp eel)
Lineage: Eukaryota; Metazoa; Chordata; Actinopteri; Synbranchiformes; Synbranchidae
Product: EF-hand and coiled-coil domain-containing protein 1-like
Exons: 4
Coding region: 1-489 (162 amino acids)
Source: RefSeq, a predicted model, not a curated record